Molecule: messenger RNA, 1839 nt
Organism: Gadus macrocephalus (Pacific cod)
Lineage: Eukaryota; Metazoa; Chordata; Actinopteri; Gadiformes; Gadidae
Gene: myoz1a
Product: myozenin 1a
Exons: 6
Coding region: 210-1157 (315 amino acids)
Cellular component (GO): Z disc; actin cytoskeleton
Molecular function (GO): FATZ binding; telethonin binding; actin binding
Source: RefSeq, a predicted model, not a curated record
CGGCAAAAGACCAGCUAUCCGAGGGCAGGUUGGGCUUUUGCACUCUCUCCUGAUUCAGGGUCCCGCCAUUAGGACCAGAGGCACCGCAGGGGGAUUUGAAUAGGUGUGAUUCCAGAUCUCUCACGGAGCACAGCAGUUUUGGGGUUCUCUUGUUCUCCCACCCCUGUAUUUAUAGACCCUGCCUGUCAGGAUAACAAAAAAGACCUGCCAUGUCGCAAGUAAAGCCUGCCCCUCCAAACAAGCGGAAAAAGGGUAAUCUCUCCAAGAUCAUUACAGACCUGGCCCACAUCACUCAAGAUGAGUUUGAUUCGGAGCCCGAGGCGUCUGAGUUCGACCUGGGCAAUAAGAUCCGGACCCCCCGAGACAUCAUGCUGGAGGAGCUCUCCCUCAUGAACAACAAAGGCUCCAAGAUGUUCAGGAUGAGGCAGAAGAGGGUGGAGAAGUUCAUUUGGGAAAACAACCCAGACGUCUUCUCCAGUGAGUCUAUGGAUAACAUGCAGAAGCUGGGCCCCAGUCUGGGCGGACAGGUGGAUGGAUGCUACUUUGGAGGCACGCAGGCUGGGUGGCUGCUUGGGGGAGGACCCCCCGUGCCCCCACCCAAGCCAGGAAUAAAAGCGGGCACAGGGGCUGGUGCAGGAGUAACUGGAUUGGGAGGUGCAGCUGGAGGUGGAGCAGGAGGUGGAGCAGGAGGUGCGGCAGGAGUAACAGGUGCAGGGGGUCAAGGAGGCAAUCUCCAGGAUGGAACAGGCUGGACUCCCCUAAAAGGCGGCGGAAUGGAUGACCCGACCAACCAAUCAGUUGCGAGGACCUAUCAGUCUCCAUGGGAGAAGGCUAUGAAGGGAGACGAGAGCCUCACCUCCACCAUGAGGUCUAAGAUGGCCGGGCCGGUGGCCCAGAAGGACCUUGUUCAUUACAAGUCCUUCAACAGGUCUGCCAUGCCCUUUGGGGGCUUUGCUAAGGCCAACAUGCUGAUGAAGUUCCAGCUGCCGGACAAACCGGAGGAGGAGCCAGAGCAACCGAUCGUUUACCAGCACGAGAUUGGCUGCAGGCCCUCGUUCAACCGCACUCCUAUUGGCUGGCUGGGUAGCAGCGAGCUGAAUAGCAUACACAUGGAGACAGAGGCAGUGCCCUAUGACGUAGAAACUGAUGACCUGUGAAACAGCACACUGUGACAACAUCAACAACAACAUUCAGACAACAUCAAUAAAAACCACAACAACAACAUCAACAAAAAUAUACAAAAACAUCCCUCCAUAUCACACACGCACACAACACACAAACAUGCUUGCAUGCCUACAGAGUUGCACACUUUUUAGCAUGCCCACGCUUCAUAGGUACGCUCAGAUAUUUUUACCCAUGGAUAGGUUUCUUUCAAUGGGCAAAAAAAAGUUCUUGAUGAUGGUCUAUAAACAAAGAUAUAUAGGAAUGUAUUGUCAUGUAAUAAGCUACUGGGAAAGGAUAUUAUUCAACAUAUAAUAAUCUAUCUUCACUGAAAUGUCACAUCCUGUCCAUAAUCAUAAGUCGGACUACAUGUUGGUUACAGGGUAUGUAAAAGAUGGAGGAAUGACCCUUGAAUGAGAGGAGGUUGAAGGUAAAAUGGCCUAUCGUUGUGGUUGCUGGUUUGCUCUUUGUUGCUUAUAAUGUUAUUAAGUGGAUGAUAGGUUAUGUCAAUAUGUUGGAAUGUGCAAUGACUAAUGGUCUGGAUAUACAAUAGUGACGUUUAGUCAAAUCUUCACAAUAAUGGUGAAAUGUGAUGUUUUCAUUUGAAAGUAAAAUGUCUUGCUACUGAGCGACUGUACCCCCACAUCAUUUCUCCAUAAUAAAUUAUCCCCAUUUCAA